Brienomyrus brachyistius is the source of this 1325-nucleotide messenger RNA. RefSeq names its product cytohesin-2-like. NCBI's taxonomy places the organism in Eukaryota, Metazoa, Chordata, Actinopteri, Osteoglossiformes, Mormyridae. Gene Ontology annotation, molecular function: guanyl-nucleotide exchange factor activity. Gene Ontology annotation, biological process: regulation of ARF protein signal transduction. The coding region runs from base 24 to 548 and encodes 174 amino acids. The transcript has a single exon. The record is from RefSeq and is a predicted model, not a curated record.
CCAGUGUGGACAGGUUCAUCUCCAUGAAUCGAGGAAUCAAUGAUGGAGGCAACCUGCCAGAUGAUCUCCUCCGAAAUCUUUAUAAGAGCAUAAAGAAUGAGCCAUUCAAGAUUCCUGAAGACAAUGGGAACAAUGCCUUCUUCAACCCUGACAGAGAGGGUUGGCUCUUCAAAAUGGGAGGAGGACGGGUGAAAACAUGGAAAAGGAGGUGGUUCAUCCUGAUGGAUAACUGCCUUUACUACUUUAAACAUACUGCGGAUAAGAAACCCAGGGUGAUCAUUCUGCUGGAGAAUCUGAGCAUCCGUGAGGUGAAGGAUCUCAGGAAGCCUAACUGCUUUGAACUGUACAUCCCUAACAACAGCAGACAGCUGAUGAAAGCCUGCAAAACGGAGGCGGACGGCCGCCUGGUAGAGGGCAAUCAUGUGGUGUACCGCAUCUCGGCGCCAACCCCUGAGGAGAAGGACAAGUGGAUACAGAGCAUCACUGCUGCUGUGAGCGCUGACCCUUUUUAUGAGAUGCUGGCAGCAAGAAAAACACGGAUCUCUUAAAACAGGGGUGUCAGACUCAUUUUCACCCCGCGCCACAUCAGCAUCAUAGUUGUCACCUUAUUCGGCCCUCAGGAAACCACCAUGUCCCCCACAGACGUCCCGAUGUCAUGUAUUUGGUGCCAGAAUUAUAGAACACACAGGACUAUUUGUGCCAGAUUCCAGAGGAAGAAGUCAACCACUGUGAAAAUGACUGCAUUCACAGACGUGACAUUGCUUGUGAUGAUGAUGUCUUCACGUUGUGCACCUCUGUCAUGGCAGAGAAUGGUCUUGAUGUUCCUCUGGAUGCUUAUAAGGCAAUUGACCUCUACCUGCGCCUACGAGAAGAAUGAUCAGUUCUUCUACACAUUGAACGAUAAAGACUGUGUGAAUAUGUUUGGAUGAGCUAUUGCAGAAAGUAUUUAUUUCAGAACAAGGAACUUUGCACAAAACAACUGACUAUUUGACUAUGAUCGCCCACUCAAACAUUUGGGCCCAAAAUUGUUGUUGCAGACAUUCUUUGCCUUUAUAAUGUGGUCUCACAAAGUAAUGUUUAACCUUAAGGUAGCAUGACCGAAUUCCAGGUUUUGUUUUGAUGCGACUUAUUGUUCACUACAGAUUUUAUCAUCGAAAUGCCCUGUCCUUUUUUGUAUAAAUGUGAAAUUAAAUGUUAUUUGCACUGUAUUGCUGAUCUUUAUGUCAGAGAACCUUUUUUUCUGAGAAUCCACACUGCUGUAAAUUUGCAUCAACAUGAUUGGGAUUGGGAUGGAAAAAUUAUUUUCCAUCUUAACCCAUAUUCUA